AUAAUGUCAAUAAACAUUAAUUAGAGGCAGAGACGUUUCAGCUCUGAACUCUGAUGAAUUAGAAAGGCAUUAUACACGAAACCCUUGAUCAUAAUCUUUGAGUCAAAAAGCCAUGAAACCUUCUACUUACUUGGAUUAUGUCUGCUCUCUAGCUUGCAUUAUCUUGUUUCUUCAGUUGGUUUCAUCACCAAAACUUGCUUCUGCUGAUUCUACACAAGCAGAGGCACUUCUCAAAUGGAAAGCCAGCUUUCUGAAUCAAAUCGGGAAUAAAAAUCUCACCUUGUGGACUUCCCUCCCCGGUAACUCCACAAAUUCAUCAAGUGCAUGCAAUGUUUGGGCCGGUAUUUCAUGCAAUGCUGCCGGAAGUGUCAACCAGAUAAACCUUACCGACUCUGGUAUAAAAGACUUUGGCACUACCAAGCUUUUAAAUCCAGGCUCAUCAAAUUGGACAACCCCUGCAGGAACAUAUGGAUAUGUAGUCCCAGAGCUCGCUUUCACGAUGAAGGUAACUGAGAAAUGUGAUGUUUAUAGCUUUGGAUUGCUGGCACUGGAAGUCCUAAUAGGGAAGCAUCUGGGUGAUUUGGUCUCCUCAUUUCCGAAUCCUUCAGCAAAUGAAAACAUGUCACUGAUGGAUUUGUUGGACCAACGGCUUCCCCCUCCGACACCUGAUGUUGAGAAUGAACUGAUAACCAUUGCAAGACUAGCAAUCGAGUGCAGACAUUCCCAUCCACAAUCAAGGCCAACAAUGCAAAUGGUUUCUCAGGUGCUAUCAUCCCAAAAUGCAUAUUUCUACAAAUAGCAGGACAUUGCACUUGAAUCAAUCAUUAAGAACUGAUAUUUGCAUGUCUUUCCAUACAACUCGUAAUAGUAAGAAUAGAUGAUCUUGUUUAUAUCAUAUUUAGGUUCCUUUUCAAAAGUAGCUAUCCAUGUAUAUUGUUUUCAGAAAUAUUACAGUCUUGCACUACUCUUUUAUACAAUGUAUGCAUUUUGAGGGUUUUCUUUUGGCAACAAG
This is a messenger RNA of Rosa chinensis, 1012 nucleotides long. RefSeq names its product MDIS1-interacting receptor like kinase 2. Gene Ontology annotation, biological process: protein phosphorylation. The transcript has 5 exons. The record is from RefSeq and is a predicted model, not a curated record. Bases 113 to 799 code for a protein of 228 amino acids. Gene Ontology annotation, molecular function: ATP binding; protein kinase activity. Lineage: Eukaryota; Viridiplantae; Streptophyta; Magnoliopsida; Rosales; Rosaceae.